AUGAAAACGAAAACAAGUUUGAAUAAAUUUUAUUACAUGUCGCCCCGGAGUGGGCCAUCCCUCCUUCCUGUACACACAUUCAUCGAGAGUGCCAGCUGCCGCCUGUCUCUACUACCGUACUACCGACUAUCGACUACCGACUAUCGACUAACGACUAUCGACUACAAACUACCAAAACUUUACAAUCCACCUUGCCCUUGCCUCUUGGCCUUCCUUACAAUGACGACGUUGGACGUGCGCAAGCGGUCGGCGGUUCUCAAAAUCUCUGCGACGUCGCAGGGCGGAUAA
Messenger RNA from Chondrus crispus (carragheen), 288 nucleotides. RefSeq lists its product as hypothetical. NCBI's taxonomy places the organism in Eukaryota, Rhodophyta, Florideophyceae, Gigartinales, Gigartinaceae. The record is from RefSeq and is a predicted model, not a curated record. The transcript has a single exon. Bases 1 to 288 code for a protein of 95 amino acids.